This is a messenger RNA of Rhinolophus ferrumequinum (greater horseshoe bat), 1127 nucleotides long. RefSeq names its product coiled-coil domain containing 106 (gene CCDC106). Gene Ontology annotation, cellular component: nucleoplasm. NCBI's taxonomy places the organism in Eukaryota, Metazoa, Chordata, Mammalia, Chiroptera, Rhinolophidae. The record is from RefSeq and is a predicted model, not a curated record. Bases 261 to 1094 code for a protein of 277 amino acids. The transcript is spliced from 6 exons.
CUCACUUGGGGCCCAGGCUACCGGAGAAGGCGCGCGGACCAGCGGACUGGGCGAGUGUCCCUGCCCGCCCCACCACUCGCCGCCCCUGCUGGCCCGCCCGCCGGUGGGUGGGCGCUUUCCUCCGCUCCCCGAGACACUUUGCAGACGCUCCCCGGCGCCGGGCAUGGGCGCCGUCACCGCCUUCGGUCCCCGGGCCAGAUUCCUUGCGCGGGUGGUGCCUCUGAGGCGCUUAGCUGUCCGGGUCCGCCGGAGGCCGCGCCAUGAAUGACCGAAACAGUCGGAGGAAGACACUGAAGAAGGACGAUGAGGCCUUUGAGAUCUCCAUCCCCUUCGACGAGUCGCCCCACCUAGACCCACAGCUCUUUUACAGUCUGAGCCCCUCUCGGGGAAACUUUGAGGAGCCUCCGGAGGCUGCAUCCCUGAUGAACAGCGUCAGGGCGCAGCUGCACAUGGCCCUGGAACGGAACUCAUGGCUGCAGAAGCGCAUCGAGGACCUGGAGGAGGAGAGGGACUUUUUGCGGUGUCAGCUGGACAAGUUCAUCUCCUCUGCGCGGAUGGAUGCAGAGGACCACUGCCGGGUGAAGCCUGGGCCCCGGCGGGUUGAGGGCGACAGCCGGGGUGGGGCUGGGGGCGAGGCCUCAGACCCUGAGUCGGCAGCCUCCACGAUCAGCGGAGUAUCUGAAGAAGGCAGUAACGUCGACAGGAAGAGGCAGAGGCAGAAGGGAGGCCCUAGCCGGAGGCGCUUUGGGAAGCCCAAAGCUCGGGAGAGGCAGCGGGUGAAGGACGCAGACGGUGUCCUCUGCCGCUACAAGAAGAUCCUGGGCACCUUCCAGAAGCUGAAGAGCAUGUCACGGGCCUUUGAGCACCACCGUGUGGACCGCAACACGGUGGCGCUGACCACGCCUAUCGCAGAGUUGCUCAUUGUUGCCCCUGAGAAGCUGGCGGAGGUGGGUGAGUUCGACCCCUCCAAGGAGCGUUUGCUGGAGUACUCGCGCCGCUGCUUCCUGGCCUUGGAUGACGAGACCCUCAAGAAGGUGCAGGCCCUCAAGAAGAGCAAGCUGCUGCUUCCCAUCACCUACCGUUUCAAGCGGUGAUCCCGCCCACCUGGCCCGGGACCUGCCCUCCGA